Vitrella brassicaformis is the source of this 1196-nucleotide messenger RNA. The record is from the annotation of a GenBank genome assembly. NCBI's taxonomy places the organism in Eukaryota, Vitrellaceae.
UCACCUGCUCGCACCUCCACGGUGGACACCACCUGGCACUUCCUCCUCCUCGGCCACAUGUCCCUCACCGUCGCCAUGGCCAUCGCCACCACUAGCAGCACUGAGAAGGAACUCAAUCAGCUCCCGCCGCAUGGUGUGCAGGGCCGCUGUGUUGUGUUGCGCCUGGAUGAGGCCGAUCAGCGGGAUAAAACCAUGGCCCGUCUGCAGCAGCGCCUGCGCACCCGGCACGCUGAUCCCACCCCUGCCAUGGCGUCGUUGGGCCACACACACACACACACACAAGUGCGUCACCUCAUCCUUCUGCUCUGCUCUGCUCACGGAUGCUAUACUUACCUGUGGUCAGUGACUGUGUCGCGCGUGUAGUUGUAAGUGCGGAUCUUUUCGCUCCUGUCGCCCGUGCCCUGGUGCUCUGCGCGCACGUCCGAGGCCGCCUGCCAUGCCACCAGGAAGGCACACCAUUCGUGUCUGGUGUCGUGUGUAGGGGAUAGGGUGUGUGUGUGUGUGUGUGUGAUUGGGGGGCGGGGACUACCUGUGCCUUGGUUCUGCGCUGUAUGUCGAAGAGCCGGGCCCUCAGCAGCGACAUGGCCUUGACGCGAUUGGAAAUCUGGCAGCAAAGGAAACAGACAGACAGACAGACAGAUGUGUGUUCGUUUCAUGAGUGUCGGCGGCCAUGGGCAUGGCUGCGCUGCGCUGCGUGUGUAGAUUAGAUUACCAGUGAGGAUGUGUCGCUGACUUUGACGGCGAUUUUGGUGGGUUUGUGUGUGAUCCUGACGGCCGUGUCGGCCAUGUUGACGCUCUGCCCCCCCGGCCCGCUGCCCCGCAUGCUCUCGAUCUUCAAAUCGCCAGAAGAUAUCGACACUACACACACAGCCACACACACAUAUCACAGAUAAGGCACGACCCACCUGCUCCCCUCUCUGUGCCCAUCUCCCUCUCUUGCCUUCAGUCGUGUCAGCCUUGGGCAGGACGACCACCGAUGCGGCACUGGUGUGGAUGCGCCCCAUCCUCUCCGUCUUGGGCACCCGCUGCACCCGGUGGACCCCGCCCUCCCACUUGAGCCAGCCGUGGGGGGCGGCCGCACUGCCGCUCACCUCGGCGAUGGCCUCCCUGUAGCCCUCACCGCCCCCCUCUGAGGACCGCUGGACGUCCAGCGGCGUGAAGGUGAGCGCAAGGGCGGUGCAUGCGCUCUCGUACAU